GGUCCAAAGCGCGCACCCGUUGGUGGAGGAGAAGAGAGGACAGAAGGCGGCAGAAAGACAAAUAAAUCCCAAUUAACCGGUUAUUCUGAAAAGCGUCUCACAAAAUCCGGGCGAAAUGUCAGAGGAAAAGCCAAAGGAGGGAGUAAAGACUGAGAAUGAUCACAUCAACCUCAAGGUUGCAGGGCAAGAUGGGUCUGUGGUCCAGUUCAAAAUCAAAAGACACACACCGCUCAGUAAACUAAUGAAGGCGUAUUGUGAACGACAGGGUCUUUCAAUAAGACAGAUCAGGUUCAGGUUUGAUGGCCAGCCUAUCAAUGAGACGGAUACACCUGCACAGCUGGAGAUGGAAGAUGAAGACACUAUAGAUGUUUUCCAGCAGCAGACGGGCGGGCACUGCUAAGCUCUCCUCACCUCAUUGAUGGCCACCGUCAGACCACGCCCUCAGCCAUCUUCACUGUCCCUUCCUCCCCAUCGGUCCUCUCUAUUAUAAUUUUAAUUAUAAUUUUUUUUUU
Molecule: messenger RNA, 512 nt
Organism: Monopterus albus (swamp eel)
Lineage: Eukaryota; Metazoa; Chordata; Actinopteri; Synbranchiformes; Synbranchidae
Gene: sumo3a
Product: small ubiquitin like modifier 3a
Exons: 4
Coding region: 116-400 (94 amino acids)
Molecular function (GO): protein binding
Source: RefSeq, a predicted model, not a curated record